AAGAAGAAUCUUAGGUCAUUUCGCUCGCUCCAUAUUAUCUGCUGCUCUCACACCCACCACAACACAAAAAGCCCUUUCCCUCUAGAGCUACGUGGCAAUAAGAGAUUUGAUAAUAAAAUCCAUCCCGCGAUAGUAUAUUGCGCAGCCAUUCAUCCAACGGUGGUAGAAGAAGCCUUGGAUGCUUCUAUGAAUUUGAGCCGUGUGAUUAACGCCCGCGAUAUUAACCGUAGGAUGAGAUUGAUGUGACGAUCUUACCGUCCCUAUAACUGCGAAUUGAAUUUCGAAAGCUAGAGAGGGAGAAGAGCGAGACAGAGGCUAUUUACUUCUUCUUCUUCUUUGAUUCUUCGUCUAAAUAUACAUACAGCGUUCUCUAUUUAUACGCACACAUACAUACCUGUGAAUCGAUAUUUUGUGGAUUAAAAAAUUUGAAAAUCCAGCCGAUACUGGGCUGAUUUUUUCUUUCUGCGUGAAUGAAUGACAUAGCUUCUUUUCUCGGAUUUUGAAUUUCCCCUCAGAAUUUCACAGGAGAAUCUUUGAUUUUUUUUUCACCUCUCUAUAUCCAGGACUUCCCUUUCUGCUUCCUUGGUGACUCGAACCAACAACCUUUCGAUUGGAUGUGGAGGCGAACCAACAACCUUCUGAUUGGAAGUGGAGGGUGUUUUGUGUUUAGCAUCUGAACAACCCCUUUUUAUUUGGUUUUGAAUGGAGAAAAGUGAGGGCCCUCCAAAGAAGGCUGAAUCGGAGCUGGCUGGUGCUGACGUGGCAAUGGAUUAUCCGGCAAAGAAGCUAGCGAGACAGCUGGAUUUCACGGGUAGUCAGUUACCAGUGUCAACACAGCAGACACAGCCACAAUCACAGACACAGCUACAAUUGCAGACACAGCCACAAUUACAGCAACGCAUAAUGUUGAUGCCAAUGCAACAAACUCCUGUACUACCUCCUCAUCCUUCAACUCGACCUUUGAAACCCGAAUCACCAAAAGCAAGGUCCAGGCAAAGUGCCAGUGAAGGAAAAGAUGGGACACCUAAAAAGCCAAAGCAGUGUAACUGUAAACAUUCUCGAUGUUUGAAGUUGUAUUGUGAAUGUUUUGCUUCUGGCAUAUACUGUGAUGGGUGCAACUGUGCCAAUUGUCUUAAUAAUGUUGAAAAUGAAGCUGCUAGGCGAGAAGCAGUUGAAGCUACUUUAGAGCGUAAUCCAAAUGCAUUCAGACCUAAAAUUGCCAGCAGUCCACAUGGAGCUCGAGAUAAUAAGGAGGAAGCUAGGGAUGGCGUAGUACUGCCAAAGCAUAACAAAGGCUGCCACUGCAAGAAAUCAGGUUGCCUUAAGAAGUACUGUGAGUGCUUCCAAGCCAACAUUCUUUGCUCUGAAAAUUGUAAAUGCAUGGACUGCAAAAAUUUUGAAGGAAGUGAAGAGAGGCAGGCUCUUUUCCGUGGAGAUCAUGCCAACAACAUGGCAUAUCUCCAGCUGGCAGCAAAUGCUGCUAUAACCGGUGCCAUUGGAUCCUCUGGUUAUGGAUCUCCUCCAGUGAAUAAGAAAAGAAAGCCUCAGGAGCUGUUCUUUGGGUCAAUGAUUAAAGACCCUGUUCAUAGGCCUGGUCAAAUUCAACAGGAAAACCAGAUUAAAUCUUCACUUCCACCAUCUUCGUUGUCUUCUGUUCCUGGUCCUUGUGUUGGUACUGCUGCAGCAUUAGGUCCUUCAAAGCUUACCUACAGGUCUUUGUUAGCAGACCUAAUCCAGCUGCAUGAUAUCAAGGAGCUUUGCUCUGUUUUAGUUGUUUAUGCACGCGAAAUGGCCAAGAUGCUUGCAGAUGAAAAGGAUGGAUCAUUAAAACAGGCCAAGUGCCACAGAGAAGCUUCUUAUCCUUCCUCAGGUGUUGAGAAGGUCAUGCCUGAUGAUUGUUCAACUAGAAUUCAGGCUGAGAAUAUCACGGCGGAUGAGUCUAGGUUUGAUGGUGCUGAUAGAUCAAAAGAAAGGCCAAUGUCUCCGGGAACAUUAGCUCUCAUGUGUGAUGAACAGGAUACGAUUUUUACUGCUGCUGCUGCUUCCCCUAAUGACCUAACAAGCCUUAGCUAUAAUACAUCUUUCCAACUGCCUUAUGGGCAGGGCAUGACAGAAAUCUACACAGAACUGGAGAGGAUCGUGUUGGCACAGACUCGUGAUUGCCUUAAUAAGCUGAUCACUUUAGGAGAAAUAAAAGAAACAAAAUGUUCCUCCAUGGUGCGAGGUGCCGAUUCAGGUAGCAAAAAUGAUGUGAGCAGCAACGGCAUAGCCAUGACUGAUUCAAAUAAUCGACAUGAACCUUUCAGUAAUGGUGUUGGCAAUACUGUUCCACCUCCACUGCAAAAGGUUGUCCCUGCAACUACUGCUGCUAAUAAUGCAUGUCCUAUAGUUCAUCCUCCGGAUGGGAAUAUAGGCAGGUGAAAACAAAAAUCUGAAAUAAUUUGUAAAGAGUUUUUGGAUGAGAUUGUCUCAAGCUGCUGCAUCUUUGUAAUAUUAGGCUAUUCUUUUUUGACUUUCUCUUCGAUGCAGUGGCAAGGUUAUUUCAGGCUUCAUUCGUUAGAAAUAACCAGCCCCACUCAUGUAACUUUCACUACAGUUUCCAUAGUAUAUUUUCAUUAGAAGUUAAAUUUAUUAAUAUUUUCUUUUCUGAAA
Lycium barbarum (goji berry) is the source of this 2652-nucleotide messenger RNA. RefSeq names its product protein tesmin/TSO1-like CXC 5. Gene Ontology annotation, cellular component: nucleus. The transcript has 8 exons. Gene Ontology annotation, biological process: regulation of DNA-templated transcription. The record is from RefSeq and is a predicted model, not a curated record. The coding region runs from base 703 to 2421 and encodes 572 amino acids. NCBI's taxonomy places the organism in Eukaryota, Viridiplantae, Streptophyta, Magnoliopsida, Solanales, Solanaceae.